AUGGCAGAAGGAAGAUCUAUCAACCGCCGCCUCGACUACUUGCUUAGGUCUUUCAAGCACUGGUGCAGCAACAACGGCAAAACCACCAGCCUGAACUGCAUCACGCUGGAGAAGUUAAAGAUGAAGUCGAUGCCAGACCUGAUUACAAACAACAUCGACGUGGAUGCCACCAUCGACGCCAUCCACCAAAGCAAAGGACAAAAAGCCCCUGACAAGGUGAAAGAGGCCAUCACCUUUGUUGCACCCCUCGUCGACACCAUCAUGGAUGCCAUCAAACCUUGGGCACAGGUGCGCAACUACGGCGCCAAGAACACCGAGGGCGACAACCAAGCAGCACAACGCAUGCAAGCUUUGGAAGAGCAGACCGCCAAGUACAAACAACGCCUACGCAGUGCCGGCAUCGACGUCACCCCCCAAAAGUCCCUCCCACUGCAAAAUGAGCCAAAUGAAGGCCCAGAAGCAACGGCGGCACCACCAAAGCGCAGACGCCUCACAAAGGGAGCCAUCAAGCAGCGCAACGAGGAUAUCCUCGCCGAGCCCCACAAUGUGAUCCGUGCCAGUGGACAAGAGCCUCCGACAAGUAUGACAUCAAUUGCAACUUGGAUCACCAACCUCAAGAAGAGCCUCCCCCGUGAAAAGCAUGCGGAAGUGGACAAUCACAUACAGUCCGUACAGACCAUCCUCGAAGGCGCCAAAUACACCAAGGCCGAGCUACAGGAGAUGGCUACGAGAUGGGGACUUCCCAUGCUCAACAAGCAAACCUAUGCGACUGCUACCAGGGACGCAUCAUUUUGCUACAUCGGAUCCACCAACAUCACGGUGGCCAAGAGAGAGUACAACAGAGUCGCAAAACUUCGUCAACUACAACAACUCAAACUUCCCAAAACCGAGAUUGCCAUUCGUUAUUGGAACGAUUCCCAGACCUACCAGCACUACAGCACCAUCCUCCUUUCGCAGCACUCGGAGUACAUUGACGCCUGGGCCGAAGAACACUGCCUGAUUCAGAGAUGGCAGCCCAAGCUGAACUACCCGUAUGUCACGAAGGAGCUGGUCAAGAAGGCGCAUGGAUUGGUCCCUAAACAUCAACAACCACAUCUUCGCCACCCACCAGAUUCUCUAGGAAGACAACUUUUCAAAAAACUCCGACGAAGAGUACAAGGACAGCGAUCCUCGCUUGUGAAUGCGCUCCCCAAGCAGGCGCAAUUCUGGAAGCUCUUGUACGCUAUCUCAAGCGACACCAAGCAAGAAUUUGAGGCCUCCAAGGAGCUACGCAGUGGCAAACAUGACUCCGAAACAGUUACCCUGCUCUACAGACUCGCCAACCACAUGGAGCAGCCAUGGAGAUCAAAAGCACGAGCCAGACUACGAAAAGUCCUGCAGUUCAAGAACGCAUCGAUCCCAAAGCACAACAAGCCCCUGAAAGUCCCUCUACUUGCACAUGCGUCACACCGCACUAACCUCGAAAAGUACCUGGUACGACUCAGCAGGACACACAGACAUGUGCUUAUACCAUAUCAUCUACCAACCAAGACGGUCCAGGAGGCAACGCACCCCUCUCUCGAGCGAGCUCUUUGGAACCACAAGCGGAAAGUCACCGAUAUGGGCAGACACUGGAAGCCUACAGAAUGUCAGUGUGCCCAAUUCAUCAAGCAACAUCCGCGAGCACAAGUACACGAAGGACAUGUGGUGACGGGCUUAGAAACCUUACAACUUCACAGCACAAACCAGAUCUUCCAGAACAUUGGGGCCGGGAACGCCUUCUACUCCUCCAAGAAGCGUAUCAAGAAGCAGCACCAAGAACAAUUUCAGCGAUGGCUCAAGCACCACCAAUUUCCUCGAGAUCAACGCAUCCUCGACGACUUUGACGACUUCUUCGAGCAGGAGUGGAAGCAACACAGACUACAACUUCAACGUGAGCCACGACUCACUCACAGAUUAGCAAAGAACAUAUUGGGCAUGAUCCCUGAUGACUACAUUGUGCACAACGAGGACCACGCCAACGCGCACCUCAUGAUCUACUGCCCGAACAUCUACAACCAAGCAGCCUACAACACUUGGAUGGACAAACAAACAUUCAGAAUGCUAGAUGCCGACCCUGCCGAGAUCAAGCAGUCCAUGAAAAACAACACCCCCAAGAUCGUCGCCAAGCACUACGCCAAGCUCCUUGACUACGAAAAGCCCCUUCCGUAUGGAUAUAUCCUCAUGAAACGGAAAAAGAGCAUUACAACAGAUGUUGAGGAUAACAUGGCCCAACCAUUUUGGCGACGUCAGCUCACCGCAACUAUGGGAGGAAAUACACCAGCUCUUCUACGAUUCUACAACAACGAGCACCUGUACCCGGAGAGGCACUUGAAAUUUCUCAACCACGAUCUGGUCGGCUUCUUUAAUUCGAUACCACAAUCCGACAUCCUGCAGAGCAUCCAAUUCCUCACAUCUCAGUUCCUUGACGAGCACAACGCCACCAUCACCGUCGAUCCGCACAACAAGAUCGCACCAGCGCAUUCAGGCCGCUCAACGCACAGCCUGAAGUCCAACAUGGUCAAGAUGCAGGCAGAGCACAUACCAGCUAUCAUUCAGUUCAGCUUCGACGCGUGUGCUUUCACAGCCAUUGGCGAAGUCUUCCAACGGACAUGCGGCACGUCGAUGGGAAACCAAAUCAGCCCCAUCCUCUCCACGUGCGCAAUCGUGGCAACAGAAAUCACAUGGCUACGGAUGUACGGUCAAUUUAUCAGCAGCGCCCACCUCCACGACAAGUUCUGGAUCCGCAGGUACGUCGACAACAGAGCCAUUAUAGUCGAUGAAGACGAACUUCAGCACAACCCCUUCAUUCAGCAACUUGCGUCCCUGCACUUCUACAAGAAACCAGUGCAACUUGAAGACGAAGCGUGUGACGAUUUUCUGGGAUUUUGCAUUCACGCAGACAAUCGCAAAAUCACGUACAAUCUUCACCGCGAGCCUUGGAGAUACAGACUCCCUCAGUCAGCCGGAACUACAAAGUUACGCCUCAGCGGAUAUCACAGCAGAAAGCAUCUCAUCCGCACCAUUGCCUACCCGGAAGAUGUAGCCCAGCGACAAAUUCAAGAACUGGACGACCUCUACGGUGACUUGGGAUAUGCGCGCCUUCUGAAAACUCAGCAGAGCUAG
This is a messenger RNA of Symbiodinium sp. CCMP2592, 3144 nucleotides long. The record is from the annotation of a GenBank genome assembly. Lineage: Eukaryota; Dinophyceae; Suessiales; Symbiodiniaceae.